Molecule: messenger RNA, 1556 nt
Organism: Cimex lectularius (bed bug)
Lineage: Eukaryota; Metazoa; Arthropoda; Insecta; Hemiptera; Cimicidae
Exons: 2
Coding region: 234-1271 (345 amino acids)
Biological process (GO): regulation of DNA-templated transcription
Cellular component (GO): nucleus
Source: RefSeq, a predicted model, not a curated record
ACGGGGUGCGCAAAGGGUGGGUGCCCGAGGGUAACGAGAUCGUAUACCGGUUGGUCCGUAUAAGCCCCGCCUUCAUCCCGGGGGUGGAGCUUUAUCCGAGUGCCGACCCGAAGCCGACGUUUUGGACUUAGUCGACGGCAGACUUCCAUUAAAGUUGGUUCCACGGUCGUGACAUGUUUUAAAGACGACUCUACUUGGAUAAACGUAUAUUAUCAUUAAAGUCUGGUUCUAUAAUGACUAUGGACGUUCGACGGCGAUGUGUCGAGACUACGGCAGCUUUCGUCGCAUCACCCAGCACUCAUUCUCCUCGGAGUGAGAGCAGCUCGUCGCCUCCUGUGACAGUGUCGUCUCCGAAGCCCGUGAAAAGGAGCUUCGACGUCGCUUUUCUCAUGGCCCCUGACGACACGAGCAAACGCAGGCACCAGGAAGAACUGAAGGAACAGCUGCGCUUAGUCAGCACUGGCUCACUCAUCCAGCGCUACACUUCUGAAGAGAAAACCACUUACCCGGACGUACCUCUCGGCCUGUUGAUGCCUUCUAAAAGUGAGCAGGAUCAGUAUGCAAAGAGCGCGUUUACCAAAGUUUCGAACCCUGUGAGGAUCGACAGCCCCAACAUGUCUCCCGCGGUUUCCCCGGAAUUGACCUAUCAAGAAAGCAUGAGUCCUCCGAUGAGGGAGAGGUCGCCUCAGUAUUACAAGCAAGUGCAUUAUUUCCCUUCAAAGCCGAUCAACGCUCCUUAUCUGUACCAGCCGAAUCUUUCGAGGGAGAAAGAAAGGACGUCACCGGAGACGUUUCAAGGUCCUUUUAAAGUGCAAGAUGACAAGGGCUCCGGGUCGAAGAGGUAUCCCGGAGAGGUUCUCCCCUAUGGAGGUCUCGCCAUGGCCGCAUAUCCUUUCCCAGGGACAUUCGGCGGUACUGGUCCUCAGGUACCAGCGUUGCUGACGGCCGCAGCGAACGUCACGGCAGCGCUUCUUCCGCCCUCUUUGGCUGCGUUGACCCUCCCCGCGCAGAACGUCUGCGCCAAAUGCAACAUAAGCUUCAGGAUGACCUCGGAUCUGGUCUACCACAUGCGCUCCCAGCACAAGAGCGACAGUUCCGUCGCCGACAACCAACGCAGGCGGAGAGAACAGGAUAAACUCCGUUGCCCCGUCUGCAACGAGUCUUUCAGGGAGAGGCACCACUUGACCAGGCACAUGACAGCCCAUCAAGACAAAGACGGUGACAAAGUCGACGAAGACGAAGACCCAGGCAGACGCAGGAUGCACAAGUGACAUAGAUCCGUAGCUCAGGUAAAAGGAAAAGAAAUCGAUUACAGGAACGCUUACUUUCACACCGAAUCCUUUAGCCACAACUAUUAACCAUAUCUUCUAGUCAAAGUGUUUAACUUUAUGUUACAAUUUAGCCACGUAGAAUUUCGACUUUAUCCACUAAGUGUACAGCUAGGCAUGCAAUAUGUAAAUAUCUCGGCCAAGGCUCUCGUGCAAUAUUUGUUAUUAAGACUAUUAUUACUAUCGAUGUUACCUUUUUAAUGUAAAAUAAAUGUAUAUUUAUGUAAU